Messenger RNA from Argentina anserina (silverweed cinquefoil), 918 nucleotides. Its product is annotated as protein ELF4-LIKE 4-like. Gene Ontology annotation, biological process: positive regulation of circadian rhythm; entrainment of circadian clock. NCBI's taxonomy places the organism in Eukaryota, Viridiplantae, Streptophyta, Magnoliopsida, Rosales, Rosaceae. Bases 359 to 703 code for a protein of 114 amino acids. The record is from RefSeq and is a predicted model, not a curated record. The transcript is spliced from 2 exons.
GAAAAGAAAGAAAGAGAUUUAGAGAGAGAGAGAGAGAGAGAGAGAAAACACAACUCCCCAUCUCUCUCAAUCAAAUCUCCUCUGCUCCAGAAACUAAAAGAUCCUAUCUUUUCCCCUGCUCCAUGUACCUCUCAUGAUAUUCCAGGCCAACUGCCGCCACAGCAGAAGCGCCACCACCGAUUACGCUAGUAAAUUCUAUUCCUUCCCAGAAUCCCAGUAUGUUUCAUAUCUUCAGUGCUUAGAAAAGUUUACAAGAGUUUGAUUCUAAAGAUUACAUUUCCCUACGUUGUGUACUUUUCUGGGAUGUGUUGGUUUCGUGGGUGAUUGGGGCAAGCAUUGGUUUUGGUUGAAGUAUUAGAUGGAAGGUGGUAUCUAUACAGGCAUAGGAAAUGGUAUGCAGUUGGAUAGUAAGGUUGCGCAGACAUUUCAGAAGAGCUUUGUACAAGUACAAGACAUUUUGGAUCAGAACAGAUUGCUUAUAAAUGAGAUUAACCAAAAUCAUGAGUCGAAGAUCCCAGAUAACCUCAGCAGGAACGUGGGCUUAAUUAGAGAGCUUAACAACAACAUUAGAAGAGUGGUAGAUCUCUACGCUGAUCUCUCCAGCAAUUUUUCCAGGUCAAUGGAUGCCUCAUCUGAAGGUGAAUCUGCUGGGACCUUGAAGUCAGAUGGAAAAUCUGGUGAGAAGAGAAUUAGAUCCGGGUAAUUGUUCCAAAUAUAGCGUUGUUGUAGCCAUAGAUCCUGCAGUUUUCAUUCACUUAAUAAGGAAAAAAAGCUGUGAAUUUGUGAUUUAGAAAAAUAACUUCAUAAGAAUGAGGUGCUCUUUUGUAUCAAUAAUGUCUAUCUAUUUAAGGCGUUGAGCCACGUUUUUACUGCCACAAACUAUUAAGAAAUCUCAGUAAAAGACUAUAGCUCUGAAGA